GUUCUUGUUCUUCAAUCCUGGGAACCUGCUGGUUCUGAUUUGCGCCGUCUUCCUCUAUUGGUGCAGGUUGUUGGAUUGUUUCACCUCCGCAGAGUUCAUCGGACUGGAGAUCUUGCCCAUCCGGCAGAUGGCCAUGGGUUUGUUGCCGGCGCUCGCCGUGACGUGCGUCGCCUUUUGCGCCUUCACCCACGCGUUUUAUCUGGUGAAUGGAGGGCCAAAGGUGGAGAGCAUGGUGGACAUCGUCUUCGAGACCUUUGCCACCUUGAUCACUGCUGCCCUCCCGCCGGACAUCAGCACCGGCACGGGCAAUCAAGUGAAGUUGAUCCUCUGCAUCCUGGCAGUGUCUUUCUUCACAGUCUUCAUUUUGAACAUUUUCAUUGGUGUCAUGGGUGAGCUCUACGUGAAGGAGAAGCAGCGGGCCGAGCACACCUUUCGGAUGUACCGUGCCGGGUCAUGCUAUCAAUACCUGCUGCGAAGUCGAGUGCUUCAAUGCAACUUGAUGUCUGCCGACAGAGGCCUCUUGUUGAUGCUGGUCUCGGGUUGCGUGGCGCUCACGGUACAGAUUUUGGGCUUCAUCAACCACGAGCAGCGUAUCCCAGGGACGAGCAUCAUCUUCUUCGUGUGUCAGGCGUUGAUUCUCUUGGGUGCUUAUCAGAGCCCCGACACUCCUUGGGUGAAGGGCGGACGGUCUGGCUACCAACUGUGGUUUUGCAAGGAGAAGUCCGAGAAAGUGCAAGAGCCUUUAGUUCAGGACGUCAGCAAUACCCUGGAGCACAUGAAGGGCUUUCUCGGCGAGAAGCAUUACGCCUACAACGCCACGUUGGACUUUUCCAUGGGCUCCUUUUCAGUCAAUGUCCGCCCGGACACCGGCUGCGAGGAUGAGGGCGUGCCGAAGCACCCGACGGCGGUGGGCAUCGGUGGGCAGCAGACCUUACGAUUCUUCGCGUCGAAGGCGGAAAGCGCCCGGAAGCAGGCCUACGACCUCCACGUGCAACGGCUUCUGGGCUCGGAGACCACGCUGCAGUCGUUGGCCGUGGAGCACGGCCGCCUGACGCCGGCCUUCGCCCCGGAGGUGCGGAGCUAUAAAGUCUCCUUGGACUUGGAGUCGGACAUGCUGAAAGUCUGGUACCGCCUGCGGGAUAAUGAGCAACGCUUGCGCGUGGCCGCCCAGAAGGAGGAGAUGGCGCGUCGCUUGGAGGGCUUGGAACGACAAGAAGCGCUUCAUGUCGUGUCAGGGGAGGUGCAGUACCAGGAUGCCUACAGCAGCUUUAUGCUCGAUGUGGGCCACAAGCGUUCGGUGACGAUGACCAUCCAAUGUGCAGAUCCCACGCAGGCGAGCAUUGGGACCUACACCUUGGAGCUUCAGCGCGGCAGCUGCCCACCGCAGCGGCCCUACUUCGAACCGGACAAGAGGAAGUGCGUGAACUUUUGCCCCGAAGGCUUGGUCCGAAGCUGCGGACGGGGCUGGAGAGGCUUCUACCGGAACGACUUGGACGAACGCUGUUCACGGUGCAACGACAACUGCAAGGUGUGCACGGGCUUGUUGACCUGCAAGAUGUGCGUGCCGGAUGACGUGCAGUAUACCUACGUCAUCCAACCGGACGGCAAAUGCGAAGCCCAGGCGAAUCAUAUCUAUGCCAGGUACAAAUGGUGGUGUGCUGGCUUUGCCCUGCUCUUGCUCUUCCUAGUUUGCUUCGGCUGCGCUGGGAUCUGCACUCUCUGCCAUGCGCCGCGCAAAGGAGCGGCCUCCAAGCCAGAGAGGCGCCGCUACUUCGAAGAUGACUUGGAAGAGGACAAGCAGCUUCUGCAAUACCCCCCCGGCAGGAGGCUUGGCGGAUAUUGACCGCUGAAGGGGCCGCGGAGCGAGUGGGUCAGAGCGUAUCUGGAUGACCUGCACGUCCGACCUUUUUGGAACAUUUGGGGACACUCCACUCAGAUCUGUG
Messenger RNA from Durusdinium trenchii, 1943 nucleotides. Lineage: Eukaryota; Dinophyceae; Suessiales; Symbiodiniaceae. The record is from the annotation of a GenBank genome assembly.